Molecule: messenger RNA, 1413 nt
Organism: Cladophialophora immunda
Lineage: Eukaryota; Fungi; Ascomycota; Eurotiomycetes; Chaetothyriales; Herpotrichiellaceae
Exons: 1
Coding region: 1-1413 (470 amino acids)
Source: RefSeq, a predicted model, not a curated record
AUGGCAAGCGAUCACAUCUUUUGGAUGAUGGUCUGGGACCGCUUGGGCGUGUAUGACUGGUGGGCCGCUUCUGCUAAAAAGCGAGCCAAGUACUCCUCUGCCACCGUCAAACACGAAGACUUCCCGCUCAAGGCGAAGGACUUUUCCGGCGGCUCUCUGUUUGCGUCCGAGCCUUGGAUCGAAGGCCAACGCUUCGUUGUACCCAAGGUCACAACUGGGGCCAUCAACCACCACGCAAUCGACAAGAAUCCCGUCCUCCUCAAGACAUGCAUCCCUCUGCCGAUUGAAGAGGGGGUCUUGCGACCAACGUGCCCGGUGAUCCAGCGACAACCUCGCGUCGAAAUGCCAGGCGGCAUCGGCAUGAAUGAGGUCUCUUACCUGCCCAAGUCCUUCGUUGGACGCAACGUGGGCUUCCCUCCCGGGGGUUCACUGUCACUCGGCAUCAUAGCCGUUCUGUUGGCGCUGGCGGUCGGUCUCUGUUUCUCCCACCUCGCCAGUCGGCGGAAGGACUUGGUCCAUGAAGGCCAAAUGGGUUCCCUCGCCAACAAGGUCGAGAACCAAAAGACAAUCAAUUUCAUCCUGAACGACCAAGUCAGGACUCUUCACAAAAGCAAGCGAGGUAUGGAAACCGAGCUGCAAGACAUCCGAGGCAAGGUCGACAAGGUCCGAGAAUCUGUCAAAGCCAUGGACGAACUCACCAAGAACCAGCAAGCAAUGCUGGAAGAAAAGGACUCCUUGAUCAAGAGGCUCGAAGCCACCCUGGCCGAACAAGAGGCUAGAAUCAAGGAGCAAGAAGCCACCAUGGCUGAGCAAGAGGCUGCGAUCAAGCGGCACCAAGACACCCAGGCUCGGCUGGGCGAGAUGGAGGAGCUUCUCCGACAGAAGGAGAAAGCGAUCACGGAGAAGGUGAGCGCCAUCGCGCGACUUACGGAGGAGAAGCAGGCGGCCGCGGAAGAGGCGAGCGCCCUGGGCGGCACCCGGGACCGGCUGACGCAGCAGCUGGAGGAGGCGACCAAGGAGCUGCGGUCCGCGACCUAUUUCGACAAGGACCUCUCGCGCCGGAGGGAGGAGCAGUUGGCGAAGCAGAACAAGAAGCUGCACGCCAAGGACCUCCACAUCAAGGCGCUCAAGGCGCAGAUCGAAGGGCUCGGCCAAGUGCCCGCCCCCCUGCCACCGCAGGGGGACGCCACUGCCGCGCCGGCCCCGACGUCUGGACAGCCAGAGCCGCCUGCGUCUCUGGCGCCGACGGCGACGCCUGCACCUGGCCCGUCCGCUCCCGCGGCUCCCCAUCAGUCCGUGAUGGAGAGUCGUUGGGCCGAUGCGGCUCCGCUUCCUCCCAGCCAGCCUGCUGCAUUCCGCGGCGGGUGGCAAGGACGGGGCCGCGGACGUGGCAGGGGUGGACGUCGACCGUGA